CAGCGAGCAGAAACAGCCUGAGGUCUAUGGCUGCUGUGUCCGAGUACGUCUUCCGGCUGCAGAGAUUUCUCCCUGGAGGGGGAGUAUAUAGAGGAACACAGGGGUCUGUACAAGGACGUGAUGAUGGAGAAUCACCGGCCCCUCACAUCACUGGCUGAAUAGCCAUAAUUACGUGCCCGUGUGUGGCCACAGCUAAUGGUCUCUUUCCCUGCAGAGAUGUCUAAAUGAUAGCUGUGAUGAUCACACACGCGUUUCGCUGAAUGGGCUUUUUCAAGACACAAAAACCCUGAUCGUUAGAUGCGUAUAACACCAUACAUUCCGACAUCGUCUUCUCAUUCUAUAAACUCAAAUAAAUGUUUGGAAAUAGAUCAAUCAGACGAUAUGCCAAGAGCACAUAGGAGAAAUGUGGCCGAUGGACUUACUUCAUCUGAAGGAGAAAUUCUCACCAAUAUUUGUACACAAAUAUAUAAUAUGCAAUAUAUACCUAGUCAUAUUAAGGCAGAAUCCAUAUCAUGUGAUGGAGGAACCCUCAUAGACACCAACAUUUAUACACCCACAGAUCAUACACAGCAUACAUCUACUGAUAUUCAGGAGGAACCAGUCUCAUGUGAUGGAGGAACCCUCACAGACAGUGACAUUUAUACACCCACAGAUCAUACACAGGAUACAUCUACUCAUAUUAAGGAGGAACCAGUCUCAUGUGAUGGAGGAACCCUCAUAGACAGUGACAUUUAUACACCCACAGAUCAUACACAGCAUACAUCUACUCAUAUUAAGGAGGAACCAGUCUCAUGUGAUGGAAGAACCCUCAUAGACCCUGACAUUUAUACAUCCACAGAUCAUACACAGGAUACAGCUACUCAUAUUAAGGAGGAACCAGGCUCAUGUGAUGGAGGAACCCUCACAGACACCAACAUUUAUACACCCACAGUUCAUACACAGUAUACACCUACUCAUAUUAAGGAGGAACCAGGCUCAUGUGAUGGAGGAACCCUCACAGACACCAACAUUUAUACACCCACAGUUCAUACACAGUAUACACCUACUCAUAUUAAGGAGGAACCAGUCUCAUGUGAUGGAGGAACCCUCACAGACACAACAGAUCAUACACAGUAUACAUCUAUUAAUAUUAAGGAGGAACCAGUCUCAUGUGAUGGAGGAAACCUCAUGGACAACAACAAUUAUACAUCCACAGAUCAUACACAGUAUACAGCUGCUCAUAUUAUGGAGAAACCAGUUUCAUGUCAUGGAGGAACCCUCACAGACAGUGACAUUUAUACACCCACAGAUCAUACACAAUAUAUAUCUCAUAUUCAGGUGAAAUCAGUGUCAUGGGAAGGAGGAAACUUUACAGACGGUGACAUCUAUACACCCACAGAUCAUACACAGUAUACAGCUACUCAUAUUAUGGAGGAACCAAUCUCAUGUGAUGGAGGAACCCUCACUGAUAGUAAAAUAUAUGAACCCACAGGUCAUGCAUGUACAGUUCUUUGUAUUGUAGAUCAAAGAAAGAGGAAUAAGUCAUUAAUAACACAAUCUUUGGAAAAGCUUCCUAGAUCAGCUCAUUCUAGACAUCGGAGAAGCUCUAGUGAUGGAACAUCGUAUGAAGAUGGAAACUCCUUUGGAGAUUUGUCAAGUCUUAUUGAGUAUCAGAAAGUACACCCCAGUGGGAAAGAGUUUGAAUGUUUUCUGAGGAAGCUCCAACCUGCUGCGCAAGAAAGUACCCCAACGGGGAAGGAACCAUUUGGGUGCUCAAAAUGUGGGAAAUGUUUUAGUGAGAAGUCCACCCUUGCUAGACAUGAGAGAACGCACGUAGAGGAUAAUCUGUACGCGUGCCCUAAAUGUGGGAAGCAUUGCUCAGGCAAAACCCGACUUGUCAUGCAUCAGAGAAUUCACACAGGGGAGAACCCAUGUCUCGAAUGUGGGAAGAAUUUUAAUGAGAGGUCGAUUCUUGCGGCACAUAGCAGAAGUCACGCAGGAGACAAACCGUACGCGUGCUCUGAGUGCGGCAAAUGUUUUGCCUUCAACUCCCAGCUGAUCGCACAUCAGAGAACCCACACAGGCGAGAAGCCGUACGAAUGCUCGCAGUGCGGGAAAUGUUUCAUCGACAAGGCAGCGCAGUCCGCGCAUGAGCGAAUCCACAAAGGCGAUAAUCUGUACGUGUGCUCGGAGUGUGGCAAGUGUUAUGCUUUCAACUCCCAACUUCUUAGACAUCAAAGGACACACACGGGGGAGAAGCCCUAUAGAUGCUCGGAAUGUGGGAAGUGUUUCUCUUACAACGCCCACCUCGUCGGCCAUCAGAGGACUCACACCGGAGAGAGACCGUUCGAGUGCUCCGAAUGCGGUAAAUGUUUUCCUUUCCAUAGCCAGCUGGCUACUCACCAGAGGACUCACACAGGAGAGAAGCCGUUUGUGUGCUCAGAGUGCGGGAAAAGUUUCAGCGUCAAGACCUCGCUGGUGACGCACGAAAGGACGCACACGGGGGAAAAGCCGUUUGGAUGUUCGGAGUGCGGGAAGUGUUUCAACGAGAAGUCGACUCUUGCCGCCCAUCGGAGGACUCACACAGGAGAGAAGCCGUACGUGUGCUCCGAAUGCGGGAAGUGCUUCACGUUUAAGUCAUCCCUCUUUACACACAGGAGAAUUCACACCGAAGACAAAUAAUGGACCUUUGCUGAUUGUGAAGGACAACGUGCCUUUCUUGUCUGGGAUGUUCAUCUACAGUGUGCGAAGUCUGAAAUAAAGUCACAUGAGCACUCGUACUACAACCGGUAGUGAAGCAAAGGGCUACUCUGAUACCUGGAAGGUGUCCACGGAUGUAGAGCUUCCAGCGAAUGCCCUGCUAGUCUACUAACAUCAGUUACACAUAUUUUGUGCUAGAAUGUUAUAUAUUAAUGGCAAGUCUAAUACACAAAUUCUAAACCUAUGUUGAAGGUGUGACAAAUAGUAGUAUACAACAUACAAGACUGAACAACAAAUAACGUAUAAGUCAAUGAUUGGACCAUCAUGGGCGCCUUUUUUCUCAAAAGUCCUAAUAGAAGUGGUCGCUAACACAUUUGGUUCACAAGAUCUCCUGGUGGUGGGUUUGGUAUUAAAGCAAUAAAGUGACGAGGUAGCACAUCCCUUGGUUUCCAGAAUAGUGUAAGAAUUGGGGUGAGAAAAAGGAGUGAAAGCUUUAAUGUUCUUAGAUAUAUAUUUCUCUUAUGUCCUAGAGGAUGCUGUGGUCCACAUUAGUACCAUGGGGUAUAGACGGGUCCACUAGGAGCCAUUGGCACUUUAAGAGUUUGAGAGAGUGGGCUGGCUAUUCCCUCUAUGCCCCUCCUACCAGACUCAGUUUAGAAAAUGUGCCCGGAGGAGCCGGUCACAGCUAGGGGAGCUCUACUGAGCUUCUCUGGUAAAAGUUUAUUUUAGAGUUUAUUAUUUUACAGGGAGACUGCUGGCAUCAGCCUGCCUGCAUCGUGGGACUAAGGGGGGGAGCAGUGUCUGCCCUGCGGGGUCUGAGCCACUGUCUCCACUGACUGGACACUGAGCUCCUGAGGGGAUAGAUCGCUGCCAGCCGCAGGGGGACGCUCACCCCGGCAGCCAGCCGCCACCCCCUUACAGAGCCAGAAGAUCGGUGGCGAGUGAGUCACCAGCCCCCCUAGCAAGCGGGGGGCGAGUGUGAAAAUGGCGGCAACAGGGUAUGGAGCACAGUACUAACUGCGCUCCGGGGCUCAUCGGUACAUAGUGCGGCGCUGUGAGGGGCGCCCUGAGCCAGCGCCUACACCCUACACUGACCCCCAAGCCUGUCAGCGUCACAGGAUCGCUGCCAGCGUGAUUCCUCAGGCCAGUAUAAUCUUCAGAAGAGCGGGAAGACAGCGCCAUUAAGGGGGCGGAGUUUCUUCUCAGAGCGGACCCAGCAGCGUUCAGCGCCAUUUUCCUGCCUGCAGAAGCGGUGUCAGUGAGAGCUGUCCCUCCAGAGCAACUCCAGCUAUCUCUCUCAGUACCAGGGGGUUGUAGAAGGGGGGGCAUUCCAUGUAAUCAGGAUUGCACUGGUUUAGCGCAGAUACCAGCAAGGGAGCCUGAGUGGUUAUCCUCUAUCAAAUCCAUGAUUUCUCAGAUUUCUACUAGGGUUGCACAGAAUGAAUCUGCAACUCAGGUUUUACACGGCUCUAUGGCAGUCUGGCCCGGUUCUGUCACCUCAGGAACCCUACUGUAUAUUCCCACAAACGUGCUCUUGCCCAGAUUAUGCAAGAUGACAUGGAUACCUAUUCUGAUACUGCAGACGGUGACGGGGAUGUGCUGCGGGGGGCCGCAUCUCUUGUAAAAGGGGGUGCAGUUGAUGAUAGAGGCCAUUACAGAUGUGUUGAAUAUUGCUGACACAACACCUGAGCAGGUUGAGGAGGCUUACUUCACUGACAAUAAGAAAGCCUCGCUAACCUUCCCUGCGUUCAAAGAAUGAAAUGCUAUUUCUCUUACGUCCUAGAGAAUGCUGGGGACUCCAAAAGGACCAUGGGGUAUAGACUGGAUCCGCUGGAGCUUGG
Molecule: messenger RNA, 4520 nt
Organism: Pseudophryne corroboree (corroboree frog)
Lineage: Eukaryota; Metazoa; Chordata; Amphibia; Anura; Myobatrachidae
Product: endothelial zinc finger protein induced by tumor necrosis factor alpha-like
Exons: 4
Coding region: 298-2661 (787 amino acids)
Biological process (GO): regulation of transcription by RNA polymerase II
Cellular component (GO): nucleus
Molecular function (GO): RNA polymerase II cis-regulatory region sequence-specific DNA binding; DNA-binding transcription factor activity, RNA polymerase II-specific
Source: RefSeq, a predicted model, not a curated record